Messenger RNA from Momordica charantia (bitter melon), 3694 nucleotides. RefSeq lists its product as uncharacterized. The record is from RefSeq and is a predicted model, not a curated record. Lineage: Eukaryota; Viridiplantae; Streptophyta; Magnoliopsida; Cucurbitales; Cucurbitaceae. Gene Ontology annotation, molecular function: protein binding.
GGGCUGGGAUCUCAGACUCAGGGCUGGGAAAUGGUUUCGUUGCUACUUCAUGUGCGGCGCUAGAGUUGAGCCACGCCGUCUUAUGCAUUCUCAAUUCUCAAUCUCAAUCUUGCGUAUGGAAUUUAUUCUGAAUCAUCUUCUUCCCUGUGAUUUCUACUUGUUUAGAACUUAGGAGCGCCAUACCAUUCCCACGCAUGGUGUAGCUUCUCUACUCAAUGACCCUCUGCAUUAGAGCUUCAAAAACCAUAGCUACCACAGCUGCUGCUUCAUACCCCUUCUCUUUCAAGGUACGCCUCCUCCUCCCCUUCUCUUCCUUCCUCCAUCCCUGCACUCUAAACAACACCAUAGCCACCUUAUCGGAAACGCAUUACAGAGACCUUAUCUUUCACACAAUUGAGGAAAAGCCCUGGGCCUUUUCCAACAAUAACUGGGUCUCCGAUCAAUUUGGUGCCGUGAUAAUCGACCCUCACUUGUUUAUUCGAGUCCUUGAUUCCAUUCGGAUCAGACCCAGAGUUGCUUUGCGUUUCUUCCGAUGGGUCGAGGCCCAACCGGAUUUUAGGGGAUCAGAGUCUGUGUUCUGUGCUAUUCUUGACAUUCUUGCUCAGAACAAUUUGAUGAGUUCGGCGUAUUGGGUGAUGGAGAGGGUGGUUAGCAUGGAAAUGCACGGAGUUGUCGAUGUUUUAGUUGCUGGGAACGUGUGUCUAGAAGCUUCAAUUAGGCUUCUCGAUAUUCUACUAUUGAUAUGCACGAAGAAAUCAAUGGUUGAUGAAUGCUUGUUGAUUUUUGAUAAGAUGGUUCGAAAUGGCUUAUUACCUGACGUGAGGAACUGUAAUAGGAUUCUCAGGGUUCUAAGAGAUAAGAAUCUCGUGUAUAAAGCUAAAAUUUUGUAUAGAAUGAUGGAACAGUUUGGGAUUAAGCCAACUAUUGUCACGUAUAAUACUAUGCUGGAUUCAUUUUGCAAGGAAGGGCAAGUACAUCAGGCUUUAGAGCUGCUAUUUGAGAUGCAAAAGAGAGGGUGUUUCCCUAAUGAUGUAACAUACAAUGUGUUGGUCAAUGGGUUGUCGAAGAAAGGUGAGCUUGGACAAGCCAAGGAACUUAUUGAGGAGAUGUUGAAUUCGGGACUCAGUGUUUCUGCAUACACAUAUAAUCCUUUGAUCUAUGGUUUUUGCAAGAAAGGAUUGUUUGUUGAAGCAUUAAAUCUUGUGGAAGAAAUGGCGAAUAGAAAAGCUUUCCCUACUUUGUCAACUUAUAAUACUCUGAUGUAUGGCCUUUGUAAGUGGGGACAAGUCAAAGAUGCUAGGCGGUUUUCUGAUAUGCUAAAGAGCAAUUUUAUGCCAGACAUAGUUUCGUUCAACACCUUACUGUAUGGUUACUGUAGGUCUGGGAAUAUAAGUGAGGCUUUUCUAUUGUUUGAUGAAUUGAAAUGCAGGGAUCUCAAACCCACGGUGGUAACAUAUAAUACACUUAUAUAUGGUCUUUGUAGGUUGGGUUACUUGGAUGUUGCUUUGCAGUUGAAAAAGGAAAUGAUCGAUCAAGGGUUAUUCCCUGACAUCUUUACGUAUACAAUGCUGGUUAAUGGGUCUUGCAAGAUGGGUAAUUUAUCAAUGGCUAGAGGGUUCUUCGAUGAGAUGUUGUGCAAAGGGUUAAAGCCUGAUCGUUUUGCAUAUAUUACUCGAAUAGUAGGAGAAAUGAAGCUCGGUGAUACAUCGGUAGCAUAUAGCAUGCGAGAAGAAAUGUUGGCAGAGGGCUUCCCUCCAGAUGUCAUCACUUACAAUGUUUUUGUGCAUGGACUUUGCGAACAAGGCAAUCUUGAAGAAGCUUGUGAUCUUUUAGAGAACAUGGUUCAUGAUGGUCUUGUUCCAGAUCAUGUGACGUAUACCAGUAUCAUUAAUGCUUUCAUGAAAAACGGGCAUUUGAGGAAAGCCAGAGAGGUUUUCAAUGAAAUGCUCAGCAAGGGGUUAGCCCCUUCUGUAGUAACAUAUACAGUACUCAUUCAUGCACACGCAGCUAAGGGAAUGCUGGAUUUAGCAUUUAUGUACUUCUCAAAAAUGCUGGAGAAGGGUGUUCCAGCAAACGUAAUUACAUUCAAUGCAAUAAUUAAUGGUCUUUGCAAGGCAAGGAGAAUGGACGAGGCUUAUAAGUAUUUUGAUGAGAUGGAAGAGAAAGGAAUUCUUCCGAAUAAGUUUAGUUAUACCAUUUUAAUAAAUGAGAACUGCAACAUAGAUUAUUGGGAAGAGGCUCUAAGAUUGUACAGAGAAAUGCUAGAUAGGGAAAUUCAACCUGAUUCUUUUACACAUAGUGUGCUUCUGAAGAAUCUACACACAGAUUAUAAAGUGCAUGCAGCACUGUGUGUAGAGAGUUUGACUCAAGGUGUUGAAGAUAAUGUAAAUGCCAAGUGAUGGUGAAGGCUUUGAAUUCUCAAGUUAGAGACUGAUGUAUCUAUUGUAUAUUUAUCCUAUCAAGCGAUGGUCAACCUCUUGAAAUUUUGUAGAAAGAAUUAACCUCAAAUGAUUCAUUAAGAUAUAAAUGCUAAUUGGUGGGUUGGAAGCUUUAUGGAUUGAGGAUGCAGUUCAUAAUUCCUUUUCUGAUCCAUUACUUUCUGCAACAGAGUUAAGCUGAAAUCAGUUUGUGUUGGAUUGGACAAAACACUGUUCAUACCAUGAGAUAUUUUAUGAAGAUUUUAUCUUCACUGCAUCAGGAGAGAACCAGCCCUCUCUAAGUGGCUUGGGGAGACUUUUGUUAAGCCCUGGGGCUCUUCUCCUCUUUGAAUAUCAGUUCCUUGUAAGGAUUUCCUUACAGCAUCUUGAAGUAAAGAAUGAGUUGAACAAUGUAGAGAAUGGGGCGUGAAACAUUUCUUGGAGGUACGCAUAGUGUUAUAGAAGUUGAUUUUUUUUCAUGGCUAAUGAGACAACUAAAAAGGUUGAGAUGAAGCCUCUUUAUAUUAGAUGAGCUUUGUAUUUUCUCUCACAAGUCAGAAGAAGAAUUUUGUAUGCUUUUUAUUGUUUCCAAAAAGAGAACAUAUUUGUAUGCCAUUGUUUUGUGAUUCUGGUGGCUAAUUUGAUUGUUGGUCACUGCUGACUGAAAAUGGUGAAGCCAAACUUGGACAUGAGUCUGAUAUGACUGCCUCCCUUCUUGUAUAGCACUUACAAGACCAGCUGCUCAUUAUUCACAUUCAAGCGAACAAGAUAGAUGGAUAAGUUGAUUGAUAAUAUUGUUUUUGGUAGCUCCUCUCUUAAAACAUGGGCGGUUUUGUCCUUAAAAGGGAUAGCUUGGGUGGCUUGGGGCUUCAAAAGGAAUAACCUUGAGGUCUACUCUUUGCGUAUGUAUGGGUAUGGGGACAAUGCACAUAGAGGCAUAAAGGCCAAAGGGCCGCUGACUCCUGGAUAAUAAAAAAAAAGGAAAAAAAAGGCCAGUUUUGCCCCCCAACUUUGUUAAUCAUGCAGCAGGUUGCCCCUUCAAACCAUUGUUUGGAUUCUCAGGUUCAUUUCUUCUGUCCUUAGUUUAAAGUUUUAGUUUCUGUAAUAUGCUCUCUCGCUCUCACAUUCUGUAAAAAUUCUCCUCCCUAUACAUACCCUCUUAAUAGGGGUAGCUAUUCUUAAUUAGCUGAUUGAGAUUUUUUUUUUCAAACAAAGCUAAUUGAUUUCAAUUCAUAUAUGUAAUAUGUGAAAUGUUGCAUUUUGAAACUGGAUUCAAA